UUCCACAGAAUUUCUUGUAGCCCGCGUUUGGUGGUGGAAUAUGAAUGAGAAAGAGCUUGAAAUUUCGCUACUUAGUGUAACUGCCAAAUAUGAACUGAUUUUUGCUGGGUAAAAACCGGGGAGAACGGCUAAUGUAGACACUUUAAACUGGAUUAAUUGCCUUUUUGAGUUUUGCAUAUUUACCGCAUAAACCACACUGGGAAAGGAAAAUAACGCACCAACCUAUUGCUAAUAAACAUUAGCAAGGAUGGAGAAACAGUUACUUUGCUUGGAUGGGAGGUUGAAAUUCUCAGGUAUAUGAUGUAAACGGACCAUAUGAGGAGGACUAACAACAACCAGACGCGUCAUUUUAUCUUGCGUCUGAGACAGCAGUGCCAUCAUGUAUUCGAGCUCAAACGAUCCCACAAAGGCCAACUCCAGCAGCAGCAGCAGCAUCACAGAGCUCCUGAACGCUCUGUGUGACUGCAGCCUCUCUGGGGUCUCUUGGAAGCGUCGAGCCCUCGGAGGAGUUUCCAAAGAGGGCUUCCACCGAGCCCUUAAAAAGCGGGCCUACGGUGCCUUGCUGUCUAAGCUUUUUCAAGAUGGCACCAAAGGGUCUGCCUUGAGGCCCAGUGCCACGGCCAGAACCCCACCCAGGAACAAAGUCCUGAUGAUGUGCUUUGACUUGCGAGUGGCCGGCUGCCGGGAAGAAGCGGAAGCGCUGGAGGAUCGGCUGGGGAGGCUGCGUGAAGGAGCGUCCUCCGGUCUGAGAGAAGUGGACUCCGUCCUGGAGCUCCUAGUGUGCCUCGCCGGCUCCACGCCGUCGCCUCCCACCUCGUUCAGCAGGGACUACAUGAGACGAGAGAGGGCCGUGCUGCGGAGGCCGCAACCCUGGAGCUACCAGAGCGAGGAGCUGCAGAGGCUGGAGGCCAGGGCGUGGGGUCUGGUGUGUGCGGAGGAGUGGGGGACGCUGGAGACUGUGUGUGGAACUCAGAGGCUGAUGGACUCCCUGCCAAGGACAGGGUUGCUGGCUUUGAGGACGAAAGUGGAAGCAGAAGAGAGAUUUGAGAAGGAGACGCGGCUGUCGUUGUUUGGGGCGCUUCAGCACACUCGAACGUCAGAUAUGGACAUCAGACUGGACCUCCCACCUGUUCCCACUAAUAUCGAUGUUACUGGACUGGCUAUCAGGGUUCCUCACUACUUGGAUCAGUCUGAGGACGAGGGCUUCCAGUCAGCCUCCAACCUGACCCCAGACUCUCAGUCAGAGGCGAGCCCCGUUCCAGAUGUUGACAUCUGGGAGGCUGUCCGCACGUUUGAGCCUAGAAGGCGCCGCUGCUGGGAGUCUGUUGGCUGUCCACCAGGAAAAAGGGAGUCCUUCUAUCUGACAGAGGGAGGCAGAGAGACAUUUGACCAGCUCUACCUGCUGUGGGAGGGAGAGAUGAGGGUCGUGAGCUCCAGCGACUCCUCUCCCAUCCUCAUGCUGCCCCUGGACUCCCAGACGCAAUUAGUGUCUGACCUCCUGAACGUUCUGAUAGGAGUGGCGUCCACUACCUUCCCUCUCAACCAGAGCGUCCAGUUUGACGUCAGGCCCGGCGUGUGCGUGUCGGGAGCUUCUCCGGAGAGCGUGUCUCGUCUUCUCGGGGAGUUGGCCCAGUAUGGCACCCACUACCUGAGGCUGAGUCGCUUUUCUCUCCAGAGUGCUGACAAGAAGAGCCUAGUCUUCCAGGCGUUCACCGGUGGUCUGAGGAAGUACCUGCAUUACUACAGAGCGUGCGUCCUCACCACUCCCCCCACUCUCAGCCUGUUGACCAUCGGCUUCCUUUUCCGCAAAGUGGGCCGCCAGCUCAGGUACCUGUCGGAGCUGUGCUGUGUGGACGGACCGUCGGGCUCAGGCCAGGCCACCUUCCCUGUGGGUGUUAAGCUGCUGUCCUACCUCUACAACGAAGCCCAGAGUAACUGCAGCAACGAGAACUAUCCCAUCCUGCUGUCCCUGUUGAAGAGCUGCUGCGAACCUUACACACGGUUCGUGUCCGACUGGGUGUACAGCGGCGUGUUCCGAGACGUUUGUGGAGAAUUCAUGAUCCAGGUCAACGAGGAUUACCUCAGUUUCAGGGACAAACACUUCUGGGUUCAAGGCUACACUCUGAUCUCGAAGGAUGUGGAGGACUGUGUGCCGGUCUUCCUGAGACACAUUGCCAACGACGUCUAUGUCUGUGGGAAGACCAUCAACCUCCUCCGAAUCUGCUGUCCACAGCACUACAUCUGCUGGUCGGAGCUGCCGGUGCCUCGCAUCGCCGUCACCUUCUCCCUGCAGGAGGUGGAGGAGAUUGAGAGGGAAUGCGCGGUGUAUCGCGGCCGCAUGGAGAGGAUCGCCAAACACAGCGCCGUCAGCAGGGAGGAGCAGGCCCUGCGAGCAGAGCGAGCGCGCCAGGAGCUGAUCAAUCAGGUCAGGGAGUCGGCGGCUAAAACCCUGGAGAGCAUCCGAGGGCGCCAGGUGUCGCAGCGUCUAGCUGAAGAGGCCAAGAAAAGGGAACGCUUUGAGGAGCUGAAGCAGCACCUGGAACAGGAGCAGGAGUGGCAAAAUGCAGCCAAGAAGAAGCAGGAGGACGACGACUUUGGCUUUGCCAGAGAGCUGAGAGACAGAGAAAAGAGACUGCAAGCCCUGGAGGAGCAGCUGGAGCAGAGAGCCAGAAAGGAGCUGAUUGCUCAGUACAGCCGUCUGUCGGAGGAAGCGGCUCGCAGAGAGAGACGGGCCAUGUGGAGAGUGCAGCGAAUGAGACUCCACGAAGCCAGGGAACAGUUCUUCAUGCUCGACAGGCAGAAAAUUCAGGCAUUGCUGGAUAAAUACCCCUUUGGCCAGGAGAGCCCUCCCGUGGCUGCAUUGCCAUCUGGUCCUUCAUUAACGCCACAACAAACUCACGAAUUUCCCACUCAGGAGGAGCAGUCAGCAGACAUUCGAAGAUCAGAAGCUGCAUCCUCGCCACUUAAUCCGUCGGCAGCAGACCCUCCUCCCAUCUCGGAGGACUCCGACAUCAGUGACCUUCUCACUAAAUCGCCGAAGCCUGACAGUCAGCAAGUGGAUAACGCCUUGGAGGAGAUUGGCUCUGACCUACCUGAUGCCCGUCCUGCUCUGCAACUCGUUGACUAUGACUUUAGUGCCACCUUUAGCCCACUCGAGGGUAUCGCCGGCCAAUCUUCAUCUCAGUCCAGGCCUCGGUGGGGACCUGCAGUGCAGCCUGACUUGAUGCAGCACUCUGAAGCUUCCAGCUCGGGUACAGACCAAGGUCAGAAUGAGGCUGUACUAGAACAAGAGGCAAGUGAUGAGCAGGAAAAAGAUCAAACUAAGACUGACGGAGGUGAUGCAGACACUAAAGACAAAGACUCAGAGAGUGGAGAUACACCUGGUGGAGGUGUUUGUCUCCCAGGCCCUCAGAGUUCUCUCUCCAUUGCCAACAUUAAGGUUCCAGACAGAAGCUCUCGUGGCCAUUCAUCUGAUGCUCAUAUAGAGGUUGGACAGAAUGUCUCUGAGGUAACUGCUCCCCUCCCAACCCCCAACGUUCACGGCCAUGCUUCCGACUCACACAUCAAGGUGGGAGAACACGUGUCCGAAGUCGGCGUUCCCACACCGUCCCCCAGUGCUCACGGUCACUCCUCUGACGCUCACAUCAAAAUCGGGGAAUAUGUUCCUGAGUGUGUCCCUGCUCUUCCUGUCCCUAGCAUCCACGGUCACAUCUCGCACGCCCACAUCAAGGUUGGCGAACAGGUUUCCGAAAUAGAGGCGCCGUUACCGUUGCCGAACAUUCACGGCCACAGCUCUGACGCUCACAUAAAGGUCGGGGAAAAUGUUUCAGAUGUUGUGGCGCUGCGGCCUGCACCCAGCGUUCACGGACAUUCCUCUGACGCCAAUAUAAGAGUGGGGGAGUUUGUGUCUAACGUAGUGGAAGGAAGACCUCGUUGGAGCAAACACGGACACUCCUCGGAUUGUGUCCUCCAGCCGGGUUGUGUGGUCUCUGGAGAAGAACUCCCAUCAGCCCCUCUGCCUGGCAGCUCUUACGGUCACUCCUCAGACUCAGCUUUAAGCAUCGGGUGUGUGGUGCAGGGGUCAGAGCCGCCACCCGCUGCACUUCCAGGCAGCGCCUACGGUCACUCAUCAGACUCUGCUCUGGGGGUUGGAUGUGUGGUGAAAGGAAAAGAAGAUCAAAAGACAAAGGACGAGGAAGAUAAAGUUUCUCCUUCAGGUAGUCCCACCGGUGACAGGAUGGUGUGUUGGACAUCUGGGUUGUGGUUAUCCCCUGGAGAGAAGUCCCAGCAGGAAUACCUCUUGGCCCUGUCCGCUCAGUACCAGGUGGAACACUACGAGGACUGCUACAACUUACUGGCUUCGUCCCCCGAGUCCCAGCUGCUGAAGCAGGUAACGCGGGGGCACUGGGGCCUUCCCAUGGACCCGACGCUCCGCAGAGCCACAGACACCACAGCUGUCCAGCUCAGUGAGAUGGUUUCCCUGCCGGUGCUGAUAAAGCACUCUGUCACCGCCCCGCUCAUCACGCAUGUCUCCUUGGUGAAUAAGGCUAUAGUGGACUACUUCUUUGUGGACCUGGGGGUGGAAAGACACUUUGAGGCGCUGCGCCACUUCCUGCUGAUGGAGGAUGGCGAGUUCGCCCAGUCUCUCAGCGAUCUGAUCUUUGAAAAGAUGGCCAGCGGCCAGACUCCGGGCGAGCUGCUGACCCCGCUGGUCCUGAACUCCAUCCUCAGCAAGGCCCUGCAGUACAGCCUCCACGGAGACACUCCCCUCGCUCCUAAUUUCACCUUCGCCCUGCGCUUCCUGCCCGAAACCUUCCACCCCCACGCCCCGGACUCCCUCAACUGCUUGGAGCUGCGCUACAAGGUGGACUGGCCGUUGAACAUCAUCAUCACUGACAGCUGCAUGAACAAGUACAACCGCUUGUUUUCGUUCCUGCUGCAGCUCAAACACAUGGUGUGGAGCCUCAGGGACGUCUGGUUUCACCUCAAGAGGACAGCUCUGGUGAAAGGCGCGGGCCGCUCGGUGCAGUUCCAUCAGCUGCAGCUCUACAGGCACGAGAUGCAGCAUUUUGUCAAAGUCAUACAGGGUUACAUCGCCAACCAGAUCCUGCAGGUGUCCUGGACCGAGUUCACGGCCAAGCUGGCCACCGCCGGUGACCUGGACGGCAUCCACCGCACACAUGCUGACUACCUCAACAGAGCCAUCUUCAGGGGUCUGCUGACGGAGAAAGCAGCUCCGGUCAUGAACAUCAUCCACAGCAUUUUCAGUCUGAUCCUCAAAUUUCGGGCUCAGCUCAUCGCACAACCCUGGGACAGCCAGCAGGGGGAGGCAGUGCACCCGAGCUUCAUUGCUAUGCAGCAGUCGUACAACACUUUUAAGUAUUACUCCCACUUCCUUUUCAAAGUGGUGACUAAACUGGUGAACCGAGGCUAUCAGCCCCAUUUAGAGGAUUUCCUGCUUCGCAUCAACUUCAACAACUACUACAAGGACUCUUAAGGUGCUCUCUGGUUUCCUGUUGUACAUCGUUUAAUUGGCUGAACCCUCCCCGUGGGCCGCUUUGAGAAGAUAUGUUGGAUUUAUGACGGUGUUCAAACGUCCUUGAAAUCCCACCUCUGCUGUCCUCCAUUUAGGAACCAAAUGGUAAUUAAUGUUGAGCCCUUAAUGGUUUUCAUGCACUUAAACAAUCAAGGCGACACGCGUGAGCUGAAGCUCCUGACUGUUGUAAUGCAUCUUGUACACAUGUGGGCGUUCACUGAUGUAUAUUUAAAGCUAAUAUAAAUGAAGUGUUCAUGUGUGAAUACAAAGUUGACAUGUUUUCUUUAAUGAAAGCUCUGAGUCUGUUUUUAUGUAAAAUUUCUAAAGUAAUGUGUUAAAAAAAAAAAAGAAAACUCCAAGCAGUAACUCGGUUAAGAAAUUACAUAUUUAUUAAAGACUGAAUGUUAACAUUAAUGGUUUUAGAAAACCGGGUUUAAUUAAGUGCAAAGCAUUUCAGGUAAUAAAUGUAGCCGUUUAUAAAAAAGACAGAGUGAAGAAACACGUUCCUGCUAAUAUUAUGGUAAUGUACCUCCUUCACUGUGAGUACCAAGAAUGUUUCUAAUGAUACAUUACUUACAAAGCAAAAAAUAUAUCAAGGCUGUAGCUCUGCAGCAGGUCGCACACAGAAGGAAAGUUUUAGUUUCCGGAUGGAAUAUUAAAGUUUAAACUAAUUUCUUCUAGCCAGUAAUUUGCUAAAGAGAAAACACAAACAGCAGCUUUGUCAUUACACACACACAAAAAAACCUCUUGAUGGGAAACGGUAAUCACAUUAGUUUGCAUUACUCAGGACUCUGGAGGAGCGAAAGUUUGCUGUACAUCAGCCUCACUGCAAAUAAAGAUCCGGCAACAGAAAAAGAGAGCGCUUGAUAUUUGAGAAGGUUCAUUUUAGUGGCUUGUGGUUUGUUGGAGUCUUGAGAAGCAGGCCAUCUUUACAGUAGGUGUCGAUUUUCUCUACCUUUUCACAUUGCACUGAUAUUGUGAAUUAAUUUACACAAACAAGUCCCAGAUCAGGCAUUUCCUUUUUUUUUUUUUUUUUUUUUGCAGUCGUACAU
This is a messenger RNA of Poecilia latipinna (sailfin molly), 6588 nucleotides long. RefSeq names its product tubulin gamma complex component 6 (gene tubgcp6). Gene Ontology annotation, molecular function: microtubule minus-end binding; gamma-tubulin binding. Gene Ontology annotation, cellular component: microtubule organizing center; spindle pole; gamma-tubulin complex. The record is from RefSeq and is a predicted model, not a curated record. The transcript has 25 exons. The coding region runs from base 380 to 5497 and encodes 1705 amino acids. Gene Ontology annotation, biological process: meiotic cell cycle; microtubule nucleation; spindle assembly. NCBI's taxonomy places the organism in Eukaryota, Metazoa, Chordata, Actinopteri, Cyprinodontiformes, Poeciliidae.